AUUAGUCUUUUUUUUUCAUGAUGUAGUGUCUAUGGUGAACCUAUUCCUGUGAAGGAACUUGCUGAACGUGUAGCAAGUUAUGUGCACUUAUGCACACUCUACUGGUGGCUCAGGCCCAUUUGGAUGUGGGGUAAUUCUUGGAGGUUAUGAUAGAGAGGGACCUCAAUUAUAUAUGGUUGAACCAUCUGGUAUCUCCUAUAGAAAUUGAAAAGUUGAAGCUCUCUGAAAUGACAUGCAGAGAGGGAGUUAUUGAAGUUGCCAAAAUCAUCUACAAGGUACCUGACGAGGCAAAGGACAAGGCCUUUGAAUUGGAUAUGAGUUGGGUCUGUGACGAGUCCAAGAAACAACAUGAAAAGGUGAUAUCUGAUACUCUUUUGGAAAAGCAUUUUCGUAACGUUUCCAUCUAAUCUAGAACAGUAGAGGUCCUAGUCCUACAGGAGAAAAGAGCUUUGGUUAAUUUGGGUGAAGCACGUUACUCUGUCUCCCCCCUUCUGGAUCCAGAGAAUAUUAGUCUUUUACUAAUACCUCUCGACGUGUAGUUACUUCAUUUUCGUCCUCGGUGCUCACAUCUUUUCAUAUGCAGAUAUUUCAACGUUGAACCUGUUUUCCCCCAUUUCUCUCUCUUUGCCCACGUUAUGUAUUAGAUUAGUUUGAAGUAUUGCUGUAAUUUUCAUUCCACUGUAUCUUUUCCUUUGGCAAUCUUUCAGGUUCCUGACGCACUGUUAGAGGAAGCGAAGGCUGCUGCGAGAGCUGCACUGGAAGAAAUGGAUGCUGAUUAAGUUUUACCGAGAGCUUGUAAUCCUCAUGUUUUGAUCUUCGAAUCUUCACAUAUUUCCCGUUGUCAAGAAGCUAAUGCUGAUGGUUUUAUGUGUGAAUGAAUUCAAUGCUCAAAC
Rubroshorea leprosula is the source of this 893-nucleotide messenger RNA. The record is from the annotation of a GenBank genome assembly. Lineage: Eukaryota; Viridiplantae; Streptophyta; Magnoliopsida; Malvales; Dipterocarpaceae.